AUGAAGACAAGAAAAAAGUCAGCCAAGGGCAACCAGAAGGAAGACAAACGUCUGACUGUCGACAUUGACCUCAGUCUGUCAGGCUGGUCAAACGCCCGCCAAUACUACGACCAGAAGCGUGUGGCUGCAACGAAGCAAGAGAAGACCGAGCAGGCUUCCACAAAGGCACUAAAAAGCACCGAGCAAAGAAUCCAAGCAGAUUUGAAGAAGGGUCUGAAACAAGAGAAGGCUGUUCUUCGCCCUGUCCGCAAGCAGCUCUGGUUUGAAAAGUUCAUUUAUUUCAUCUCGUCUGAUGGUUACCUGGUUCUUGGUGGCAAGGAUGCCCAGCAGAACGAGCUUCUAUACCGCCGCCACCUGAAGAAGGGUGACAUCUACGUCCAUGCUGACCUCCACGGUGCCUCAUCUGUCAUCAUCAAAAACAACCCUGGAUUGGCUGAAUACGAGAUUCCUCCAUCGACUUUGUCGCAGGCCGGAAACCUGUCAGUCUGCACGUCAAGCGCAUGGGACUCCAAGGCUGUCAUGUCUGCAUGGUGGGUAAACGCUGACCAGGUAUCAAAGACCGCUCCCACCGGAGAGUAUUUGACUACUGGUGGCUUCAUGAUUCGCGGCAAGAAGAACUUCCUUCCUCCUGCUCAACUUCUUCUCGGCUUUGCUGUCAUCUGGCAAAUCAGCGAGCAAAGCAAGGCCAAACACGUCAAGCACAGACUACAAAACGACGACGUCCGUGGAAUGACGCAAGAAGCAAACUCCAAGGCAGCUGCCAACGACGAUUCUGAUGACGACUUCCCAGAUGCUGGAAAGGAUGAUGCCAGUGACGACGAGUUCCCCGAUGUGAAGGAUGAGGGGAAGACCGAUGAGUCUGAUGAUGAAGACACCCCUGACGCACAAAAAGGCAAUGCAUCUCCUGCUAGCGAGGAAGCAAGAACGCCGGAAGAACGUUCAAACCCUCUCCAACCCCAAGGAGCUCAGCAAUCGCGCAGGCAGCCUGCAGACGNNAAGACACAAACCCGAGUGACUCCGAGUCUGAGGAAGAAGAGGAGACUGGCGAGAAGGAGCAAGACUCCAAGCCAGAGGUCUCCGAGUCUGCACAAACACAGUCACAAGGCAAAAAGGCUGGAAGCAAGGGCAAAAACGACAACUCCAAGAAUGUCCCCACUCAGCCAAAACAGAACAAGCCUGUUCGCGGCAAACGUGGCAAGGCCAAGAAAGCUGCACAGAAAUACGCCGACCAAGAUGAAGAAGACCGCCGUCUCGCAAUGGAGAUUUUGGGUUCAAAGGCCGCAGAAGAAAAACGCGAAGCCGAAGAAGAAGAAAAAGGCCAAGAAGGCCGAAAGCGCAGAAGCAGCCAAAGAACGCCGUCGUGCCCAACACGAAAAGGCUCAGCGUGAGGGUCUCGAAGCCGAAGAGAUACGCCGCUUGAACUUGGAAGAAGGCAUCGAAGCCCUAGACGAAGAAGAAAGCAGUGCCGUCACACAACUCGAUGCCUAUGUCGGAACACCCCUCGCUGGCGAUGAGCUCCUGGAGGCAAUCCCCGUCUGUGCACCAUGGGCUGCACUGGCAAAGUACAAGUACAAAGUCAAGCUACAGCCCGGUGCGCAAAAGAAGGGCAGAGCGAUACGCGAGAUCAUGGACAGCUGGGCCAAGGCCGGCACAGUCAACAAAUGGGUUGACCAGUCCAUGACCGACACCGAACGUAUCUGGCCCAGAGAACUCGAGCUCAUCAAGAACUGGAAGGAUGUCGAGGUCAUUGGCGUGUUGCCUGUCAGCAAGGUCAGAGUCAUGAUGAGUGGAGGCGCACAUGGCAGUGGUGGUAGCGGUGGACAAAAAGGCAAGGGUAAAGGCAGAGGAGGCAAAGGCUCAAAGAAGUCUCGUUGA
Molecule: messenger RNA, 1875 nt
Organism: Aureobasidium uvarum
Lineage: Eukaryota; Fungi; Ascomycota; Dothideomycetes; Dothideales; Saccotheciaceae
Source: the annotation of a GenBank genome assembly